AUGGCAGAAACCGGUACCGAUCGUGGUGCCGGCGAAGGCCAGGCUCAGUCAGAAGUUGCCCAGAUUGAGCUGGCUGAAGUAAGCGCUUUCAUACCAUACCUGCGUCGCAUGGUGAAAGUUUUAGUUGAAGAUGAUGCAGAUGAUAAGGAAAAUGUUGACUACUUGUCAGCUUUGGACGACUGCAUGAAGAUGCCCGCGACGAUCGAAUGCCUCCGCAAGUUCAUCGCUGAUCAGCAAACCCAGGUUCUUCUCAUAGAACGCAUUCGUCUCAAAGAAAACGAAGACAGUUCACAAAUGUCUGACCAUGAAUUGGAACCUUUGAUGAAUGUCGUCUAUCAAAUGUCGCUGGACGUCCACUUCACCAAUCCGAGAACAGUGGGAAUUGUCUUAAUAAAGUGUGGGCCCGUGAUUGAAGCAGAGAAACCUUUCAAUAAGCAGGUUCGGUUCCUAAGUCUUAGCGAUGGUUCACCUUACGAAACUUUACACUCAUACAUCAGCGCUGCGGUGUCUCCUUACUUCAAGUCGUAUAUCAAAGAGUCUGGCCGAGCAGAAAGUUAUCGUGAUGGCGACAAAGUGGCCCCAUCAGUCGAGAAGAAGUUGAUGGAACUGGAAAUGGGUCUGUUGCAUCUGCAGCAAAACAUCGAGAUCCCUGAAGUGACACUUGUAAUACAUCCGAUGGUGCAGGCCGUUGUGAAAAAAGCAGCUGAGAAGAACACCCAUCCAUCCAUAAGUGACCUUGGUGACCUAAUCGAUGAUUCAACGUUCUUGAAUCAGCUUCAGAAUGGCGUUAAUCGCUGGAUUAGAGAAAUACAAAAAGUAACAAAAUUGGAUAGAGACCCAACAAGUGGUACUGCCCUCCAGGAAAUCACAUUUUGGCUGAAUUUAGAACGUGCACUGAUCAAAUUGCAGGCAAAACGGGAGUCCCCAGAAGUAACCCUCACGCUGAAUAUACUUAAGCAUGGAAAACGUUUCCAUGCCACAGUCAGCUUUGAUACAGACACCGGAUUAAAACAAGCAAUUGAUAUGGUCAAUGAUUACAAUUUGCUUAUGAAAGACUUUCCCGUUAAUGACCUGUUGAGCGCAUCAGAACUAGAUCGCAUACGAAUGGCGGUCACGGCAAUUUUCAACCAUCUGAGAAAGAUUAGAAAUACAUAUUAUCCUGUUCAAAGAUGUCUACAUCUGCUGGAAACAAUAUCUAAAGACCUGCAGCUGCAGAUGCUAAAGGUUCUCAGCGUUCGACGACUAAUGCACAUCAAUUUUGAAGAGUUCGAUAAGAUCAUGAAUCAAGCAUUUGAAAUUUUUUCUUGCUGGGAUGAUGAAUACGACAAACUUCAGUUGUUGCUACGUGACUUGUUGAAGAAGAAACGCGACGAACAAUUCAAGAUCGUGCUUCGCCUCUCUCCCAUUCAUAAACGAUUACAAACGCGUCUGGAGCAGAUGAGAAGAUUUCGAAGACAACAUGAACAACUACGAACGGUGAUUGUUCGCGUACUGCGUCCGGUUCCACAGAUGGCAACUCAACAAGAUGAACUUGUUUCACCAGAAAUUGAAAAUCCACCUAUAUUGGAUACCGCUGAUGCGCAGGCUAUUGAGGUCGAUGUUGCAUACGAACAUGUGAAAGACAUCGAUUGCUUGGACCUGACGAAAGAAGGUAUCGAGGCCUGGGAGUCGGCUUUGAAACGUUAUGAGGAAAGAAUCGAUCGUGUUGAAGCACGAAUCACAACUCGUUUACGAGAUCAGCUAGAGUCGGCCAAAAACGCGAACGAAAUGUUCAGGAUUUUUUCACGUUUUAACGCGUUAUUCGUUCGUCCGCACAUCCGUGGGGCAAUUCGUGAGUAUCAGACGCAGCUGAUCCAACGAGUGAAGGAAGACAUUGAGACCUUGCAUGAAAAGUUUAAGGUGCAAUAUAUCCAAAGCAAAGCCAGUUCAAUGAGCCGUGUACAUGAUUUGCCUCCGGUUUCAGGUUCGGUCAUUUGGGCUCGACAGAUCGAUCGUCAAUUAUCGCGUUAUCUUCGUCGCGUGGAAGACGUGCUCGGCAAGGGUUGGGAAAAUCACAUCGAAGGACAGAAGCUGAAAGCGGACGGCGACAGUUUUCGACUAAAACUCAAUCCACAGUCCAUCUUUGACGCAUGGGUUGCCAGAGUACAGGCAAGAAAUAUCGGGGUUUCUGGAAGAAUCUUUCUUGCAGACACGGUCCGCGGCUAUGAUGGAAAAUCGACGUUGCGCCUGCGCGUUAAUUUCCCGUUGGAGAUCACAGCAUUGUCUAAAGAGGUGCGAAACUUCAAGCAUAUGGGUUUUCGGGUACCUCUGGCUAUAGUGAACAAAGCCCACCAGGCAAACGAGCUCUAUCCGUUUGCCAUUUCGCUCAUUGAAUCAGUGCACAUUUACGAGUCGAUGAAUGUGCGUAUCGUUGGUCGAAAGUGCAUUGAGCUGCUCAUCGCCGGCACGAAAAAAGAAAUUCAGCAGUUAAUCAUUGAGGGAACAAACCUGGUAUGGGAGUCGUACAAACUGGAUUCGUAUGUGAAACGUUUUUCUGAGCUGGUCACCCAUUACGAAGAGAAGGUCGAAGAGUUGCUAAACAUGGAGGAGCAAAUUAGCCUUCAGUUGACGCUGUUGGAUACAUGCCAGUACGCAGCGCCGGUAUUUCAGCAGAUCUUGGCUACUAUUCAGAAGAUUGUCGACAACCUGAGUUUGCAUCUGUUUUCAAAUUUGGUGAUUUGGGUCGAACAGCUGGAUGAACAGAUAGAGAAGAAAUUGGCUUUCCGACUGCAAGAAGGUGCGAAAGCAUGGACGGCUGUGUUGCAAGGAAAACCGAAGGAGGAAUUCGAUUCGACCGAAAAUAUUCCAGAGAAGGUCAAGCUUAGCCUGGGAGGCGAUCCUAAGCUUCAGCAACUUAUUCAUGAGAUCCGCCUCACGCAACAGGUAAUGUACUUGAGUCCAAGUGUUGAAGAGGCACGCCAAAACUUGCUGCAACAGCUGUUUGCGUGGGAGGCUAUAGUCUGCACGCAGAGUCGGAUUUCUUCCACCAGAUAUCAGGUUGGUGCCGAGCGGUCGAACACCAUCACUAACUACCGUAACGUGUUGGGCAUUCUGCCAGAAGGACAGAAAUGUUUAGAUAAAGCGUAUGCCUGUGCUGACGAUGUGAUCAGCGAAGUGAAAUCAUACGUUGAUGAUUGGCUGCGAUAUCAGGCGCUGUGGGAUCUUCAACCGGAAACUCUGUUCGAACGUUUGGACAACAACCUGCCGAAAUGGAUGACGACCUUGCAGGAAAUCAAAAAGACGCGCAGCACAUUCGAUACCGCUGAAACGCGGAAGCAGUUCGGCCCUAUUAUCAUCGAUUACGCAAGAGUUCAGUCGAAAGUAUCCUUAAAGUACGAUUCUUGGCACAAAGAUGUGCUGAAGAGAUUCGGAUCUUUGCUUGGAUCGGAAAUACAGCAACUGUACUCAACGGUCAGCAAAUCUAGAGGAGAUUUAGAACAACAAAGUGUCGAUGCAGGAAGCACCUCAGAAGCUGUUGGUUUCAUUACCUAUGUUCAGAAUCUGAAGCGCAAAACGGCCGAAUGGGAGCCCCAAGUUGAUCUGUUCAAAGAAGGACAGAAAAUUUUGGAACGUCAACGAUUUCAAUUUCCCAGCAGUUGGCUAUACUCAGAUAAUCUCGACGGCGAAUGGAGUGCAUUCUGUGACAUUCUUGGGCGUAAAGACUCUGCAAUUCAGACGCAGGUUACGUCGCUGCAAAACAAAAUUAAGAAGGAGGAUGAAGUAGUCAAGAGCCGUACAACUGAACUGUUGUCAGAAUGGGACCGUCAGAAACCGAAUGAGGGUAGUCAGAAGCCGGAUUUGGCGCUACAGUCGUUGUCAGUUUACGAACAUAAGCUAAUGCGACUGAAAGAGGAUGCGGACAACAUCAUCAAGGCUAAGGAGGCGCUGGAGCUGCCAGAAACCGUCCACGUUUCACCUUUACACGAAAGAUUGUGCGCGUCAAUCGAAGAGUUGAACGACUUGAAGAACGUGUGGAAUGCAAUGAAGCCACUUCAUCAGGCGAUAGACGAAAUUCGCGAAAAAUCGUGGGUCAGCGUACAACCGAAGAAACUCAGACAAAGCAUUGACGCACUGCUGAACCAGAUGCGGGAGCUGCCCUCGGACUAUCGGAACUAUGAGUCUUACGACUACGUCAAGAUGCUUCUGCAAGGUUAUGCUAAGAUGAAUAUUCUCGUUAUUGAACUAAAAUCUGAGACCCUGAAAGAACGGCACUGGAAACAACUAAUGAAACAACUGAAAGUGAAUUGGGUUUUGUCUGAACUCACACUUGGACAGAAACACGAAGCUACCAUCAAGGACAUAAUUUUGGUGGCCCAGGGUGAAAUGGCUUUGGAGGUUUUCCUCAAACAGCUGCGCGAGUAUUGGCAAAAUUUCGAACUGGAUCUAAUAAAUUACCAGAGUAAAACAAAACUCAUCCGGGGUUGGGACGAUCUGUUUAACAAGUUGAAAGAUCACAUCAAUGGCAUCAGUGCAAUGAAGCUUUCUCCAUACUACAAGGAAUUCGAAGAAGAUGCCGCAGUGUGGGAGGAAAGACUUAACCGCAUCACGUCGCUGUUCGACGUCUGGAUCGACGUGCAGCGUCGUUGGGUCUAUCUCGAGGGCAUAUUCAGUGGCUCCGCGGACAUCAAAACAUUGCUGCCCGUUGAAACGUCAAAGUUCAAAAGGUGA
Soboliphyme baturini is the source of this 4707-nucleotide messenger RNA. Lineage: Eukaryota; Metazoa; Nematoda; Enoplea; Dioctophymatida; Soboliphymatidae. The record is from the annotation of a GenBank genome assembly.